Messenger RNA from Tauraco erythrolophus (red-crested turaco), 474 nucleotides. The record is from RefSeq and is a predicted model, not a curated record. NCBI's taxonomy places the organism in Eukaryota, Metazoa, Chordata, Aves, Musophagiformes, Musophagidae.
GUUUACAAAAGACACUGCCAGGUUCAAGGAUGAAUUAGAUAUUAUGAAGUUCAUUUGCAAAGAUUUUUGGACAACUGUAUUCAAAAAACAAAUAGAUAACCUAAGGACUAAUCAUCAGGGUAUUUAUGUCCUUCAAGACAAUAAAUUUCGUCUCUUGACACAAAUGUCUGCAGGAAAGCAGUAUUUAGAACAUGCACCAAAGUAUUUAGCAUUUACCUGUGGACUGAUCAGAGGAGGCCUAUCGAAUUUGGGAAUAAAGAGUAUUGUAACAGCCGAAGUUUCAUCAAUGCCUGCGUGUAAAUUUCAGGUGAUGAUACAGAAGAUGUAGAGAACAUUCAAAUCUGGGUAUCUACCUUAAAAAUCCUUUGUGUGUGGAUUCAGUAUCUUGGUUCAGCUUUGUAUGUAGCUUGUAAAUUAUAGCAGUGUGCAGCACAAUUCCAAAAUAGAAAAUAAAUGUUCAUGAAAAUAACUUAA